AUGAUGACCGAUACCCCUGUCCCUCUUGCGCCCACCGACGGCGCCGUCGCAGAGGUCACCGCUGCCACCGAACAAAUCUCGCUCAAGGAUACCAACAAGGAGGAACAUGUCCACGACGAGAACUGCCAGCACGACCAUGGCGAAGAAGAUGCUGCUGCCACCGAACCCCAGGGCCGCAACGACUAUGACCUACUGGAGAUCCGUGGCACCAAGGACAAGACCACCGACCCCCUCGUUAAGAUCUACUUUGAAGCCAAGGAGCUCUACCAGGGGGCAAUGGAGCGUCUGAACCAGAUCCCCGAGGGCGCCGACGCCGAGCUGAUCGAGAAGCACAAGGACGAAAUCGUCUCCGUCACGGGCGAUCUCAUGCGCGCCUUCCUUAUGGAUGAGAAGGCCUGUGUCAUGAACCAGCGGAUUCUCAAGCUUGCAGAGCAGUACGAGGCCUAUGUUCAGAAGUAUAACCCCGAGAACACUUCGACUACCACGGUCGAGAAUGAGGAGGAAGGAGCCGAGCAGGCUAAUACCAUCUACACUAAGGAUUCUGUCGGACAGCAGAGCAAAGCAGAGUCGCUGUUGGUCGAUUCUGAUUUGAUGGAUUUGGUGGGAAGGGGAUCUCAGGAGAACCUUAAUUUCCCUGAACUGAGCCAUUUCAUUUUGGCCUUGGGUUAUUUUGGAAUUUUCAUAUGGAUUCUGUUUGGUGGCCAGCAGUUCUCGCACUGUGUCCAGACCAUCGGCUUUGCUAUCAGCGAGUUUGAGUCCCUCCGUCCCCGCAUGUUCGAGCUCCGCGCUUCCUGCCACAUGGCCCUCCGCAACUACAAGGGGUGCACGGAGGAUUUGGAGGAGGUGUUGAACAUCAAGUCAGACCUGACCGAGAUCCACUCGAUGCUCGGAAACGUCUACUACGCAACCCACCAAGCCCAGGACGCCAUCAGCCACUUCCGCGACUUUGUCGAGGCCGCCCACCCAGACUCGCGUACCCUCCCCAACGCCUACUACGCCCUCGCCACACUCACCCUCCAAUCAGCCCCCUCGGGCGCCAGCAAGAAGAAGAGCAACCAGGCCCUGAAACAGGCAGCAGUCCUCAAGGAAGCCCAGGAAUUCUACACAAAAGCUCAGGCAGCCGAUGUACGAUUCAAGGAACUAUACGGGGUCCCUACAGGAUUGAACGAGAUUAAGCGGACGGCAGUGAUGGCUUUCCAGGCUCGCAGCGCUGGUCGCAACGGGCUUUUGUCGACGGAUUCGACGCCGGCAUUGUUGGAGGCCUCGGAGGCGUUGAAGAAGUCGUUCAAGAGCCCUGGGGUCUCGUCGUGUGCCAAUUGUAGCCGGCCUGACAAUGUUGCAAAUGAUGAGCGUGCACCGACAUUGAAGCCCAAGCCGUUGAUCAAGUGUGCCAAGUGCAACAAGGUUGCGUACUGUUCGAGGCCUUGCCAGAUCAAUCACUGGAACUCUGCCCACAAGAACACUUGCAACAAGAAGUAG
Messenger RNA from Linnemannia hyalina, 1479 nucleotides. NCBI's taxonomy places the organism in Eukaryota, Fungi, Mortierellomycota, Mortierellomycetes, Mortierellales, Mortierellaceae. The record is from the annotation of a GenBank genome assembly.